UCCGCUCAGCUCCCUCCUGGAUGUGUCCGGGUUCCGCUCUGGCGACCUGGAGCCGCCGGCACGUGAAAGGCUAUGGCUGCUGUGGGUUCCGUGAGGGCGGCAUUGCAGGUGGCCGAAGUGUUAGAAACCAUCGUGAGCUGCUGCUUGGGGCCCGAAGGGCGGCAGAUUCUGUGUACGAAGCCCACUGGCGAGGUGCUGCUCAGCCGGGACGGAGGCCUCCUCCUGAAGGCGCUGCAUUUAGAGCAUCCCAUAGCCAGGAUGAUGGUGGCAUGUGUUUCCAGUCAUCUAAGAAAAACAGGAGAUGGUGCUAAAACAUUUAUUAUCUUUCUUUGCCACUUACUCAGAGAAUUCCAUGCAAUCACAGACAAAGAAAAGGAUUCUUUAUUUUUCAAAAAUAUUCAAACCCAUGGAAGGCAUUGGAAAAAUUGUUGUCAGUGGAAAUUUAUUUCCCAAGCUCUUCUAACAUUUCAGACACAAGUAUUAGACUAUGUUAUGGAUCAUUUCUUAAGUAGACACUUUUUGUCCAUCUUUUCUUCAUCCACUAAAAAGAGAACAUUGUGUAGAAGUUCUUUAGAGAUGCUCUUAGAAGCAUUUUUUUGUGGAAGAGUGGGAAGAAAUAAUCACACCUUUAUUUCACAGUUGAUGUGUGACUACUUUUUCAACUGUAUGUCCUGUGAAAGUGAAUUUGAAGAAGUAUUUGAGUUAGUCGAUGACUGUUUUGUUGAGUUGAAAGUUGGUGUCACCGGCCUUCCUGUUUCCAAUUCCAGGAUCAUAGCUGGGCUUGUGCUUCACAGAGACUUUUCUGUAUACUGUCCAGCAGAUGGUGACAUAAGAAUAGUGAUAGUAACUGAAACCAUUCAGCCUCUUUUUUCAACUUCUGGAUCAGAGUUUAUUCUAAAUUCAGAACAACAGUUUCAGACAUCUCAGUUUUGGAUUAAAGAAAAGACAAAAGCAAUAAUGAAACAUUUACAGAGUGAGAAUGUAAGAUUGCUCCUAUCUAGUGUGAAGCAACCAGACUUAGUAAUUUAUUAUGCAAGACUGAAUGGCAUAUCCGUGGUGGAGUGUUUAUCAUCUGAAGAACUUUCUCUUAUCCAGAAGGUCACUGGUAUUGCUCCCUUUGUACUACCACAGGCCUCUUCGCAGUAUGAAAUCUCUAAUACUGCUUUGGUGAAAUUUUGUAAGCCCCUUAUCCUUAGAUCCAAAAGGUAUGUUCAUCUUGGCUUGAUUAGCACAUGUUCAUUUAUACCACACUGUAUAGUACUUUGUGGACCAGUGCAAGGUCUUGUUGAACAACAUGAGGGUGCUCUACAUGGAGCAUUUAAAAUGCUUCGGCAGUUAUUUAAAGACCUUAAUCUAAAUUAUGUGACACGAGCAAGUGACCAAAAUUGUACAUCAAGUACUAAUGUUUAUAAGAAUAGUAGAGAAAGUAAUCAGUUAUCAGAAAUUGUUAACAGCUCAGUUCAAAGGCCAUAUCAGGGCACAGUUGUAAAGAAUGAAGAUGAACUGGCAAAAACUCAUUCAUAUUCAAAAGUAUGUUCAAAUUUGGUAGUUCCAGGUAUAGAAUUAGAAACAUACAUACCAUGUUCAAUACCGGAAGUGAUGCCAGCAAAUACAUACCAGACAGAUGAAACAUUGAGAUGUUUAUCUCCAGACAAAGCCAAGAUAAUCGAUGACCAUGAACCAUUUAUUGAGAGUGAUUCUGCUAACUCAAGAACAGAAAAUACUAGGAUAGAAAUUUCCUUUGAAAAUGUACAGGUCACAAAAAUUGCUGAAAAGAGGAGUAUAUUACCAGUGAGAUAUAAGUCAUUAGAAAUGAGUGCUUCCCAGAGUUACUGUUUCUCAUGUAUACCAGCUGGUUGUGUUUUGCCAGUGGGUGGUAAUUUUGAGAUCUUACUGCAUUACUAUCUUCUCAACUAUGCCAAAAAAUUCCAGCAAUCAGAGGAAACCAUGGUUAGUAUCAUAAUAGCUAAUGCACUAUUAGGCAUUCCCAAAACCUUGUAUAAGUCUAAGAAAGGAAAUAAAUGCUUCCCACAAAUAUAUACAAGAGCUCUCCAUGCACUGCAAACCAAUCAACCCAUGGUAAGCAAUCCAGCAGGUUUGGAAUCAGUUGCUGGUAAAUACCAGUUACUAACUUCAGUUCUUCAGUGUUUGACAAACAUUUUAACCAUUGAUUUGGUAAUCAAUAUUAAGAGACUACCGCAGGAAAUUUAUGAUGAAGAUUCAGAAGAAGAACUAUAAAAUUUGGUGUGUUUUAUUAGCAAGUUAUCCAACUCAAACCAUAAAGCAAAGCAGGCAUGUGACCACUGAUUCUCAAAUCAAUUCAGUCCAGUUAGGCAAACAGCAUAACUUUAAAAGUCUUUAGAAAAGUACACAAGGCCAUUGGACAUUCAGGCAGAAAUAUUAGAUACUACAUUAUUGGAAGAGUUUUAGGGAGGAAGCCUUCUGGAUGAGUGAAGCCAAGAUCUGAGUAAGUGUCUUUCUUCCCCCUCAGUAACCCUCUGCCUCAGAUCUGUGUUAGUCUGUAUGUUUGGGGAAGGGUGUUUCUGUAUCAUUUUUACUUUUCUGUAUCUUUUUUCAUUCCUCAUCUCUCUUGCCUCUUCUCUCUUGCCUUUAUGUAUUUAGUUAAUAGAACAAUUUAAUCUCAGAUUUGGAUGAGGUCUUCAAAUGCCAUUCUACUUUGUUUGUAACAUAAAGCAUUGUUUGCAUCAUUUAAAAUAAUUUAUUUUUGGGAGUUCCCAUUGUGGCUCAGUG
Messenger RNA from Phacochoerus africanus (Common warthog), 2751 nucleotides. It is a transcript of the gene BBS10, whose product is annotated as Bardet-Biedl syndrome 10. The record is from RefSeq and is a predicted model, not a curated record. The transcript is spliced from 2 exons. Gene Ontology annotation, molecular function: ATP binding. Gene Ontology annotation, biological process: chaperone-mediated protein complex assembly. Lineage: Eukaryota; Metazoa; Chordata; Mammalia; Artiodactyla; Suidae. The coding region runs from base 73 to 2238 and encodes 721 amino acids.